AUGGCUGAUUCACCCACUCAGCGUUCCUUCAACACACGUCGCGUCCGUACCUUUGACGACAGUCAACGACGGAACUCGACCCUUUCAGACUCACUCUCGGAGGCCCGCAACUCAAUCCGCUCCUCGACCGACGACUUGUUUCUUCCUCGUGUAGCAAAAGACCAUGCCGCGCUCUCAACUGAAGAAUCUAAUUGGCAUUCCGCGCCGCUCGGACUAGCCCUGCUACCCGCAAUUGCGGGCAUUUUCUUCCAUGAAGGUAGCUCCUUCGUCACCGACGUCACAUUACUAGUCCUGGCCGCUAUAUUCCUUAACUGGUCUGUCCGGUUGCCUUGGGACUGGUAUCGCUCGGCCCAGGCCAUCCGACGAGAAGAAAUUCGCCAAGAAAGUGGAUUCCCAGCGCCCGGCGAUCCCCCAUACGAUCUCGACGACCAAGAACCCCAUCCCAAACAAAAAGAAACAGCAACAGCUAUCUCCGAGCUCCAAAUCCACGAGCUCGCAGCUCUAGCCUCUUGCUUCAUAUUCCCUAUAAUAGGCACCUGGCUCCUCCACGCCAUCCGCUCAAGCCUCUCGAGGCCCUCCGAAGGCCUAGUAUCAAACUACAACCUAACUAUCUUCCUCCUAGCCUCCGAAGUCCGCCCAGUCGCACACCUCCUAAGACUAAUCCAAAAAAGAACCCUACACCUCCAGCGCAUCGUAACAUCCUCAACAGAACCAGUCAUAAAUCCAACAACCCUCCAAGACCUAGCAAAGCGCCUCGAAGAGCUCGAAGCCCACGUCGCAGAGACAGCAACCGCCCGUCUCGCCACCCACCCAAAUAAAGACCUCCAUUCCCUCUCCCCAAAAGAGCAAGAACAAUCCGAAAUACCCGCUGCCCCAUCUGUCGUCGCCAACGCAGUCUCCGAAACCCGCAAAUCAAUCCAGCCAGACAUCGAAGCCCUCAACCGCGCUGUCCGUCGCUACGAGAAACGCUCCGCCCUCUUCACGCUACAAACCGAUCAGCGCUUCGUGCGUCUCGAGACGCAAGCCGGCGACGCGCUUGCGCUGGCUGCUGCUGCGCAGCGGUCGGCGGAGUCGCGUCGUCCGAAUUAUGCGCUCGUGUUGCUAGACUGGGCUUGCGCGUGCAUCGUUAUACCUGGUCAGAUUGCAUUGUCUGUUGGUGGGUUGCCUGGGCGUGCAGUUGCAGGGUGUUGGGAUUAUGCGAGGCGCAUGGUGAUGGGGCGGAAGGUUAAGGUGCAGCCAAGAUCGAAGUCUAAGGCUGGGUCUGGAUCUGGGCCGAAAGGGAAGGCUGUGGUUGGGACUGGGGGUGAGGGGACAGGAUCGUCGGGUGCGUAUCGGCAGGGUGGUGGGUUGGCGUCGCAGCGGCGGUCUGAGGUUAGGAAGAGGGAUGGGGUGUGA
Messenger RNA from Penicillium vulpinum, 1395 nucleotides. RefSeq lists its product as uncharacterized. Lineage: Eukaryota; Fungi; Ascomycota; Eurotiomycetes; Eurotiales; Aspergillaceae. The record is from RefSeq and is a predicted model, not a curated record. The coding region runs from base 1 to 1395 and encodes 464 amino acids. The transcript is spliced from 2 exons.